Lasiodiplodia theobromae is the source of this 1569-nucleotide messenger RNA. RefSeq names its product Hexose transporter protein. Bases 1 to 1569 code for a protein of 522 amino acids. Gene Ontology annotation, cellular component: membrane. The record is from RefSeq and is a predicted model, not a curated record. The transcript has 5 exons. NCBI's taxonomy places the organism in Eukaryota, Fungi, Ascomycota, Dothideomycetes, Botryosphaeriales, Botryosphaeriaceae. Gene Ontology annotation, molecular function: carbohydrate:proton symporter activity. Gene Ontology annotation, biological process: carbohydrate transport; transmembrane transport.
AUGGAGGCGGCAACAAAGGGCCACUUUCGCCUCGGGGGCAGGGAGUUCCCCGAGGUUAAAUGGUGGAAAGAACCCAACAUGCGGAAGACCUACAUCUGCCUGAUGUUUGUCAUCCUUACAAGCGCAACCAAUGGUUUCGAUGGUAGCAUGGUCAACGGACUGCUUGCUUUGGAGCAGUUUCAAGAUUAUUUCAACGACCCCAAGGGUUCAAUUGUUGGCCUCUUCAGUUCUAUCAUGUUCCUAGGCGGCUUGGUUGCACUACCUGUUGUCCCUUACGCUGCCGACAUGCUCGGCCGCCGGAUGGCCAUUUUCAUUGGCUGCAUCAUCAUGAUCUUUGGAGUUGCUCUCCAGUCCGCCAGUAUCAACUUUCGCAUGUUUGUCGCUGCCCGGUUCUUUAUCGGAUUUGGCGUUGCCAUUGCCCAUGGUGCCUCGCCGCUACUGAUCACUGAGCUGGUCCACCCGCAACACCGUGCUGCGUACACGACCAUCUACAACACUACCUGGUACCUGGGCAGUAUCAUCGCUGCUUGGCUCACUUUUGGCACAAACCACAUUCCAAACCACUGGUCGUGGCGUAUUCCUUCUCUUGUGCAAGCUCUGCCCUCAAUCCUCCAGCUUGCCUUCGUGUGGAUAGUCCCCGAGUCUCCAAGAUGGCAUAUCAACAAGGGUCAUGACGACAAGGCUCUGGCUACCCUUGCUAAAGUCCACGCAGAGGGCAACAUCCACGACGAGGUCGUUCAGGUCGAAUUCGAGGAAAUCAAGCACACUCUGGCAAUCGAGAAAGAAUUCGAAGGCAACGGCUGGUUUGAGCUCAUUAGGACGAAGGGGAACCGCCGCCGUGUGAUCAUUCUCGCUACUCUCGGUCUGUUUUCGCAGUGGUCUGGCAACGGCCUGGUCUCGUACUACAUGUUUGCGGUGCUCAAUAGCAUCGGCAUCGAAGACAGCAACCUCCAGCUGGUCAUCAACGGCGUGCUGCAGAUCUGCAACGCCAUCGUCGCCAUCAGCUUCUGCUUCUUCGUCGACAAGAUUGGCCGCCGCAAGCUCUUCCUCGGCUCUACCUUCGGCAUGAUGUUUUGCUUCAUCGUCUGGACCAUCUGCUCCGCCCGCUUCGACAUUGAGGGCCGCACCAACCACAAGAUGGGCAACGCCGUCGUCUUCAUGAUCUUCCUGUACUACGUCUGCUACAACAUGGCCUGGUCCGGCCUGUUGGUCGGCUACGCCGUCGAGAUCCUGCCGUACAACAUCCGCGCCAAGGGCAUGUGCAUCGUCUGGUUCACCGUCGACGCCGCCCUCUUCAUCAACACUUACGUCAACCCCAUCGCCCUCGACGACAUCGGAUGGAGGUACUACAUCGUCUACUGCAUCUGGCUCGGCAUCGAGUGCGCCGUCGUCUACUUCUUCUACAUCGAGACCCGCAACACGCCCCUCGAGGAAAUCGCCAAGCACUUUGACGGCGACGAUGCGGCCGUCGGUGGUGCCGCGGCCACGGAGAAGGGCAAGGUGCUGACGACCGAGAUGGCGCUGGGCACCGCGGAGAAGGCCCCGGUCAUCGAGCACAAGGAGAUCUAG